Messenger RNA from Hydractinia symbiolongicarpus, 530 nucleotides. RefSeq lists its product as uncharacterized. The transcript is spliced from 3 exons. NCBI's taxonomy places the organism in Eukaryota, Metazoa, Cnidaria, Hydrozoa, Anthoathecata, Hydractiniidae. Bases 118 to 510 code for a protein of 130 amino acids. The record is from RefSeq and is a predicted model, not a curated record.
AGCAUGAACUCAUUACAUUAACUUUAUAGAUUUGACUCCAUACACAACAGUAGAAUAACUAAUUUGAUUUGCCAAAUUGUAAAAGACAGCAACGAAAAUCCCUAUGCUCCAUCUUUAAUGCACAGGUCGUGUAGCAGAUAUUAUUCUACCCUGAAACGAAAAGAAAAGGAGGAAGAUAAUGAUAGAAAUAGUGAAUUAAAACGUAAAAGAAGGCGCACAACUCGUCGGCACCGGUUAUACCGCCAACGAUCAAAAUACGUGCCACGAGAUAAAGCCGACAUCUGGAUGUUAUGUAAUGCCGAAAUAAUGAGUGACGAACAUUCAGAUAAUGAAGCAGAAGGAUAUGUACAUCCACCGAAGUUCAGAAGUGAAGAAGUCACUGAACUGCUUCACUUUAUUGAUAGUAAACGCUUGGGUAAAGAUGAAUUGGAUGCAAGAAUACCUGGAAGUUACUCAGAUCGGGAUAUAAGGGCAAAGGUUGACCCACUGUUGUUAGCAAAUAAUAGAUAAUGUUUUUAAAACGUGAUUUU